GUCAAUUCCUCUUUGGAUUGGUUUAGGUGACGAGGCAACGACUGGAAGGGACGAAAGAGAAUCCAGCAUGUCUCUUGGAUUUGGAGAUGAGCGGAAACUAAGUCGAACUCCAAAAUGUGCGCGGUGCAGAAACCACGGUGUUGUUUCCUGCCUAAAGGGACACAAGCGUUUCUGCAGGUGGCGGGACUGUCAAUGCGGCAGCUGCCUGCUGGUGGUGGAGAGACAGCGCGUCAUGGCGGCGCAGGUGGCGCUCCGGAGACAGCAGGCGGCGGAGGAAAAGAACGUACUUGCUGGACGGCCGAUAUCAACGGAAAGAAAAGAGCUCUAUCAGAAACCCUCUCGACCCUCAAGCGUUUUGGCAAAACGUAUUCUACAAGGGUAUGGUCCAGUCCAGACAGGUCCCCUCAGAGGAGGGCCAGCAUUGUAUCCCGCUCUGAGUGAGCGCAUGAGGAAGAGGAGGGCUUUCGCAGACAGGGAGCUGGAGACAGUAAUGCUGGAGCGAGAGUGCACAGAAUGGGCCAUGCUGGAGUCCAGUCAGACAGCAGUAACAUCCAAAGACACAGGCCGUGCAGGACAGCACAGAGAGGGCCUCUCCUACAAGUCGGCCUGCUGUCCCUCACAGGUGGAGCUGCCACCCACAGACCUCUCUCGCUUCCUUCCCUCUUGUGUAUGCCUGUCCUCAUGCCACGGUGCCUCCAGGAGGUCCUCUGAUGUCCCCUGCUUGGCCCCCGCUGCAUGGCAAUGUCCCCUUGGGGCCCACUUCCCAGCCUGGCCCAGGGGCUCCAGCCUCAGUGGCCCACUGCUCUGCCCCCAGGGGCUUCAGUAUGCUGCCCCUGCCCACAACAUGAAACCCUGUCCUGGGUGGGAUGCCAGAACUGCAGCAGCCUCAGAGGGCCUUUUAACACACCAGGACAUGGUGACCACCAAACCAGGAGGCUCUCAGCUGUCUCUGAACACGCGUGACUUUCGGUGGAGAUGGGCAGAACCACAGGGAGGUUUGCCCCAGUGCUGCAAGGCCUUGUCAGCCAUUUCGUUACCUAAGAGAGGAUUCACGCCAGCGUUCCCCGGCGCCCUGUCACCUGGCAGCCCAGAACACGCCCUCCAUAAGUCAGGCAAAGAGGGCGCAAAGUCCUCAAACUCGAUGACACACUUUGAUUCUCUGCACUCCCUGAUCCAGCGGACCCUCGGUGAGAAGGCGGGUGUCGAAAUGAGAGGACCACACUGCAGGGACCUGUCUGAGGAGGACAGAGGGAAGCGCAGGGAACGGACAGGCAGAGACACCCACGGCCACAGCGGCUUGCACAGAGACACAGACAGCCUGACGUUUAAGAAAGCAGGAACAAAGCUGUCCUCCGGGGAGUCUUUAUCCUUUUCAGUUGAGUCGAUUCUAAGGAGACCCACAGCUUCUGUGAGUGGUGCGUGUCGGUAA
Molecule: messenger RNA, 1429 nt
Organism: Megalops cyprinoides (Indo-Pacific tarpon)
Lineage: Eukaryota; Metazoa; Chordata; Actinopteri; Elopiformes; Megalopidae
Product: doublesex- and mab-3-related transcription factor 2-like
Exons: 4
Coding region: 68-1429 (453 amino acids)
Biological process (GO): regulation of transcription by RNA polymerase II; sex differentiation
Cellular component (GO): nucleus
Molecular function (GO): RNA polymerase II cis-regulatory region sequence-specific DNA binding; DNA-binding transcription factor activity, RNA polymerase II-specific
Source: RefSeq, a predicted model, not a curated record